GGCACUGGCCAGUGUGACCUGUCCCUGGUCAGGGUAAGUGUGGCCUCUGGCCUGCUGCGAGCCCUAAGUCUGUCUUCCUAGCCUAGGCCACGCUCAUGAAUGUGCAGACACGCCAGGACUGAGGUAGGUAGCCAGGUUGCCGCAGAACCUUCCAGCAGUGGGGAGAGCACCCCCUUCCACCUGAAGAAAGAAGCAGCAGAGUCUAGGGCUCCACCGGUCACAGCUCUGGCAUCUCCCCGGAGCAGGGGAGCAUGGAAUUUGGACUUUGCUGAGCACCGAAGUGGAACAGAGAGCUGUUUGACCAGCAGUGCAUCAUGGCCAGUGAGCAGCCGGGCAGCGCCAGCAACAAGCCCCCGGGGCGGGGAGACUCUCAGGACCCCAGGCUUGCUUGCAACCCGUUAAUGGGAGAUGCUGUGUCUGAUUGGUCUCCUUUGCAUGAGGCUGCAAUCCACGGCCGUCUGCUGUCUCUGAAGAACCUCAUCAGCCAGGGAUGGCCUGUGAACCUCAUCACAGCAGACCGUGUGUCCCCACUCCAUGAAGCCUGCCUCGGAGGCCACCCCUCUUGUGCGAGCAUGUUGUUAAAGCAUGGGGCUCAGGUGAACAGCAUCACGACAGACUGGCACACACCCCUGUUCAAUGCCUGUGUCAGCGGCAGCCAGGACUGCGUGGAUCUACUCCUGCAGCAUGGAGCCAACCCCCACCCUCUGAGUGAUCUGGCGUCUCCAAUCCACGAAGCUGCUAAGAGAGGCCAUGUCGAGUGCAUCAAGUCCCUUGCUGCUCACGGGGGCAAUAUUGACCACAACAUCAGCCACCUGGGCACGCCACUGUACCUGGCUUGUGAAAACCAGCACAUUGCCUGUGUCAAGACACUUCUGGAGUCAGGAGCGAACGUGAACCAAGGCAAAGGUCUGGACUCCCCUCUCCACGCAGUGGCCAGGGUGUCCAGCGGGGAGCUCGUCAGCUUGCUCAUGGACUUUGGCGCGGACACCCAGGCCAAGAACGCCGAAGGCAAACGCCCCUUGGAACUGUUGCCACCUGAGAGCCCUCUGAUCCGCCUCUUCUUGCAGAGAGAAGGGCCCCCUCCUUUGAUGCAGCUCUGCCGCCUGCGAAUCCGGAAGUGCUUUGGGAUCCAGCAACAUCAUAAGAUCACCAGACUGGUCCUCCCCCAGGAGCUGAAACAGUUUCUCCUACACCUUUGAGGGUGCCAAGGGAAUAUGGAGUUACAAACAACAGACCAAUGCUACCGCGUCUUGUGGCUUCUGGAAUUUUCACAUCGGUCCCAUUUACAGAGCUUGGCUAGUUUUCUUCCACUGGGUUUUUAUGUUCAGUGGCAACACACUGGGUACUUUUGUGCUAUUAGUAGGAAGGCAGGAAAAUUGGAAGGGGAUGGCUCACACAACUAAUAGUUUUGAACAUCUACUACUUGCCAAGACUGAGCUAGGAACACGUUAUGCCUUGUGUAAUUUAGCCUCACGGCCACCCUGCUGCAUGGGUGAGCUGCUUUCCCCUGCUGCAGGGGAGACAGCCUCAAGGAGGUCAUUUUGUCCAGUUGCCCAUGCGAGGAUAGUUUUUCUGGGGCUGACCUGGGGAGUGUGGAGUGGGGCAGAAUUUUCCCUUUUUACUGUCCUGGCUCCAUCUCCAUGACAUGCAAAGGGAGAUGAAGAGGAAAGACAUUUCUUUGUCCACGUCUGCCAUUGUUUAAAACCCUUCCCAUUCUUAGGACAAAACCACAACUGCCCUAGUAGAGUAGAGGAGUCAGUUUUGCCAACUAAAAUGUCAAAUAUAUUUCAGAUACAUUCUAGAACUGCUACUGUCGAACACAGCACUGUGGCUACUGGCCCAGUGGGUUUUCAACUAGCACUGGUUUGGCUCCCUCAGGGACACUUGAGUGUUUGGGGGUACUUUUGAUUGUCACAGCUGGGACACCUUGUGGGUAGCAGCCAGGGCUGUUGCUAAACCUCCCCGCCACAAAGAAUGAUCCAGUUCAAAAUGUAAGUAGUGCCACAAUUGAGAAACCCUAUGCUAACCUCGUGUGGCCAUUUAAAAAAUAGAAAUUAGAUAAAAUGAAAAAUCUACUUCCUCGGUGUCAGUAGCCACAUUUCUGAUGCUUAACAACCACACACAGCUAGUGGUGCUAUAUUAGACGGCACCCAUAACAUCGCAAAAAAUUCUAUUGCUCCAGCAUUGCAGAAAUUUCUGUUAGCACCCUCCAGAUACUUGGUGGAUGGGUUUGAACUGCCAUUCAGUUUCUGAUUUACUUGAGACCUGUGAUUUGAUUUAAUAAUGAAGGCAGUAGUUUCAGUUUUCUCUCUGAGAGAGGAAUUUGGAGCUCCGUUGACCUGAUAAAAAGAAAGAAAAUAUUGUACAUACUUAAGUCAAAUCCUUACCUGUAUGAUGACAUACAGCCUAAAGGAUCUCUCAAGAUAGUCCAGUAUAGUUUCCUGUGAUUCUCAUAUUCUACUUGCUAUGGAAAAGACACUAUAAUGCCCAACUAGUUUUCCAGCAGAUGGCGCUGCUGCCACAUGGUGGCUAAAGCAAAACGGUAGCUCCUCAUAAAUGACCCAUUGUAAGAUGGUUUACAACAUAAGCUCUGGAAAUUUCCAUCCGGGAAUGAAAACUUUGUAAUCAUCACUCCCAUUGGCAACAGAUUUCCUUUUCCAAACAUUGAAAUGCAACUCUCUAGAACCUCACCUCCCUGCUGCUGUAAAAAAAAAUGCUUGAUCUGAUCGUGUUUACAUUUGUAACGGCUCAGGAUGUAGACAGCUAAUCAACACCAGCAUCCUGCGCUCGCUAAUUCAUUUAGUCCAUCUCUUCGGGACAUAAUUAGUGAGGGCCUGCGUCUGUGCUCUAGGCGCCAGUGGGGCCACGGUGGAAAGGAGCAGCGCGAUGCUGGCUCCGAAUCUUCCACUCCAGCGGGGGAAAUCAUUUGCUAAGGAGAGAGGCGCUGGAGGCCUUUUACUAUAGGUUUUGGUGGUUUUUUUUUUUUUUUUUGAAAACUAGUUUAAAAAAAUAUCACGGCUUCUCAUAUAAAAUGUGUUGGACAGACUUGCUUAUGUCAGUCUUCCCUCAGCCAAAUUCCUCCAAGUUUAAGCCAGGAGUGUAGGGAAUUAGGGAACAAGCGUUUUUCUUCAAUCUCCCAGUGAACCAGUUCGCAUAUCCUUGUAAGAGACGGUCAUUUCCGCAGGUGGGGACAUCACGGCCACCGCCCUCGCGUCCGUUUAGGAAAAUUUCAGAUCACCUCAGCUAGCACUGCUCAAAAAGAAGAUUCUGUUUAACUUGGAAGUCUUUUUUUUUUUUUUUAUGAGCCUAGUGGUGGUUCCAUUUGUCGGUGGUCUACACCUUUGAAUGUUUUAUCAUCACCAUCUGACAGAACUUACCAACUUCUGCCAUCAAGGCUGGUUCGGUGACACAAAGCCCCCCAGCUUCAUGAAUGAGGGGUAGAAAAUGCUCAGUGUGGUGAAACCAUACCAAAACCACCUCUUGAAAAUGGUAAUGACUUUGUUUUAUCUUGUGUCUACUUUGUUUUUAGAUUGCAAACUUAACACAAUUAUUGUAGCCCAGUCUCGUCAUGAUUUUUCUACAUUUCCCUUGGUUUUAUCCAGUCAAAACGCGGGCCAGUAGGUACCUAGGAACGGGACGAUUCAGGUUACAAAUGAAAGGGGGUUGAUUUGUUCUGGGUUUAUUUUGUGGCUGAUUGACGUGGUCCGAUACUCCCUGUACUGGGCUGGAGUGGUCAGUCACUGAGCAGAUACUCGAGGCCCAGAAGCCAGGCAGCAAGAUGUGCUCAGCGGUCUAUUCUGGGGCUUCAUAAUAUGGGGGGGGGGGCUUAUAAUACGAAAGCCCAGCCUUGGGGCUUGAUAGGACCCAGCGACGGUGAAAGGCAGCGAAGUAACAGCUCGCGUUGCAGAGUGCUGCGUAAGGGCCACGGUUCGGCCACUUAUGACCCUCCCCUCAAAGUUCUGUCACCCCACUCUGCAGAUGGGGUGCAGAGGGUUUAAGGAACUCGCAAAAAGCCACACAGAUGGUGACUACAGCACUGCCUUUCAUUUUCUUGCUCCUGGGUACUAGAACCCCUUGCUUCACACCUCACCGCCCCCCCAGCCCCCGUUUGGGAAAAGAGCGAAGCCAGGUAUGAGGUCAAAGGUCGCGCUAGCUCUGCGGCUGCGCCAGGUCAGGCCUGCUGCGACUUGCCUGGGAGCGUUGGACGCUUCGGGUGCAAUUGGAAACUGAGCCCUGGAGGCCGGGAGAGAGGCCGGCCGAUCCUGAUGGGUAAGUGGCGCUUUGCAGUGAUCCUCAGGCCUGGCAGGGCUGGCCCCCAGAAUCUGGGGAGAGGCCUCCACUGACUAGUCCGUAUUGUCUCGCCUGCACAUUAUGCUCUCAAGGCAGCGGCCUCGAAAGGGCUCCCCGUGGAGGGUGAUGGCUGGAGCUAAUGCCACAUGGAGUGGGACAGGGUAAGGAGCCUCCAUGGCGCGGGGCCAGCUUGGGGGGAAUCACUGACAUUUGUGUAGCCUGACCAGGUGCCGGGAAGCUGCCUGGGCUUGGAGCAGAAUUUUCUGGCUGCUCAUUUGCGAGUUGUGCAAGGGCUCUUGUCUGUGUGCUUCCCUGCUGUGAGCGUUCUGUGGCUGCCCACAAAAGACUGCGGGACUUAGUGGCCUGAAGCCACACACAUGUAUUAGCACAUCGUUGGGCAGGUCAGGGGGCCAGGCGCAGCAGGACUGGAUUCUUCCUCUCUCCUCCCCACCCACCUCGCGCCUCGCAGGGCCUUCCGGUAUUGGGCGAGGCUAGUUUUCAUCGAGGCUUGGGGGUUGUAGGGUACGUAAAUGAUACCAGGGUUUUCUGCCCUCCCGCCAUUAGGAUGGAUGGUGGAUCCCUGCGGUCCUGAAGGCAUGCCUGAUGGCGGCACCUGGAGUGGGGUGUGGGCAUGCGUUAGUGGGUGCACCUGGGCUGAGACUGGACUUAAUAAGGGCGGCGUCCCGGGAACGCCAGCAGAAGCAGAAGCACGAGAGAGCAGAGAGAACGCAAGAGAAGGCCGGAGAGCCCAGAGGAGUGAAGGCUUGCUGCACCCCUGCCUGCCGUGUACCCGGUAAAUC
Molecule: messenger RNA, 5090 nt
Organism: Talpa occidentalis (Iberian mole)
Lineage: Eukaryota; Metazoa; Chordata; Mammalia; Eulipotyphla; Talpidae
Gene: ASB9
Product: ankyrin repeat and SOCS box containing 9
Exons: 9
Coding region: 315-1199 (294 amino acids)
Biological process (GO): protein ubiquitination; intracellular signal transduction; positive regulation of protein catabolic process
Molecular function (GO): protein binding
Source: RefSeq, a predicted model, not a curated record